AUGGCGAACCUCGCCUCGACAUACUCGAAGCAGGGCCGGUGGACAGAGGCGGAGGGGCUGCAGGUUGCGGUGGUGGAGACGAGCAAGCGGGUGCUCGGCGAGGAGCAUCCCGCAACGUUGACGAGCAUGGCGAACCUCGCCUCGACGUACAGGAACCAGGGCCGGUGGACAGAGGCGGAGGGGCUGCAGGUUGCGGUGGUGGAGACGAGCAAGCGGUUGCUUGGCGAGGAGCAUCCCUCCACGCUGACGUGGAUGGCGAACCUCGCCACCACGUACUCGACGCAGGGCCGGUGGACAGAGGCAGAGGGGCUGGAGGUUGCGGUGAUGGAGACGAGCAAGCGGUUGCUUGGCGAGGAGCAUCCCUCCACGCUGACGUGGAUGGCGAACCUCGCCACCACGUACUCGACGCAGGGCCGGUGGACAGAGGCAGAGGGGCUGGAGGUUGCGGUGAUGGAGACGAGCAAGCGGGUGCUCGGCGAGGAGCAUCCCUCCACGCUGAGGAGCAUGGCGAACCUCGCCUCGAUGUACUGGAACCAGGGCCGCAAGCGGUUGCUUGGCGAGGAGCAUCCCUCCACGCUGACGUGGAUGGCGAACCUCGCCACCACGUACUCGACGCAGGGCCGGUGGACAGAGGCAGAGGGGCUGGAGGUUGCGGUGGUGGAGACGAGCAAGCGGGUGCUUGGCGAGGAGCAUCCCUCCACGCUGACGUGGAUGGCGAACCUCGCCACCACGUACUCGACGCAGGGCCGGUGGACAGAGGCAGAGGGGCUGGAGGUUGCGGUGAUGGAGACGAGCAAGCGGGUGCUCGGCGAGGAACAUCCAUCCACACUAACAAUGAUGGCGAACCUCGCCUUCAUGUACAAGCGCCAGGGCCGGUGGACGGAGGCGGAGGGGCUGGAGGUUGCGGUGGUGGAGACGAGCAAGCGGGUGCUUGGCGAGGAGCAUCCUGACACGCUGACGAUGAUGGGGAACCUCGCCUCGACGUACUCGAAGCAGGGCCGGUGGACAGAGGCGGAGGGGCUGGAGGUUGCGGUGGUGGAGACGAGCAAGCGGGUGCUUGGUGAGGAGCAUCCUGAUACGCUGACGAGCAUCGCGAACCUCGCCUCGACGUACUGGGCCCAGGGCCGGUGGACAGAGGUGGAGGAGCUGCAGGUAGCGGUGAUGGAGAUGAGCAAGCGGGUGCUUGGCGAGGAGCAUCCUGACACACUGACGAGGAUAGCCAUCCUCGCCUUCAUAUACGAGAGCCAGGGCCGGUGGACAGAGGCGGAGGGGCUGCAGGUAGCGGUGGUGGAGACGAGCAAGCGGGUGCUCGGCGAUGAACAUCCUGACACGCAGAGGAGUAUAGAUAACCUCACCGUGAUGCAAAGAAAACAGGGCCGCAGGACAGAUUCCUCAGAACUUUCGGAAAUACCCAUGAGCCACCGUGACGCGUCCCGCCAGGGAAGUUCUGGUCAAUCCCCGCAUCCGCCACCAAGGUCCCCUUAA
This is a messenger RNA of Stereum hirsutum FP-91666 SS1, 1485 nucleotides long. RefSeq names its product kinesin light chain. The coding region runs from base 1 to 1485 and encodes 494 amino acids. Gene Ontology annotation, cellular component: kinesin complex. The record is from RefSeq and is a predicted model, not a curated record. NCBI's taxonomy places the organism in Eukaryota, Fungi, Basidiomycota, Agaricomycetes, Russulales, Stereaceae. Gene Ontology annotation, molecular function: protein binding. The transcript is spliced from 3 exons.